Messenger RNA from Antechinus flavipes (yellow-footed antechinus), 3636 nucleotides. It is a transcript of the gene FXN, whose product is annotated as frataxin. Gene Ontology annotation, molecular function: ferric iron binding; ferrous iron binding; iron chaperone activity. Gene Ontology annotation, cellular component: mitochondrion. The coding region runs from base 326 to 991 and encodes 221 amino acids. Lineage: Eukaryota; Metazoa; Chordata; Mammalia; Dasyuromorphia; Dasyuridae. The transcript is spliced from 5 exons. Gene Ontology annotation, biological process: iron incorporation into metallo-sulfur cluster; intracellular iron ion homeostasis. The record is from RefSeq and is a predicted model, not a curated record.
UUUUUACUUUGGGGAGGGUGCUUUUUCCUUCUAAUUUUUUUUUCCUUUUGUUCUGGUUUUUCUUUCACAACAUGACUAAUAUGGAACUAUUUUUAAAAUGAUUUAGUUGUAUAAUGUAUAAUGUAUAAGACCUUGCUGUCUUAGCAAGGGGGGAGACAAGGGAAACAAUUUUGAACUUGUGGUACUUGCAGCACCAGGGGGCAGUCGCGAGAAGGUCGGAGUUGACGUGGUUUAUAGGGCGCAAAGGAGGCGGGCCCAGAUCACCCAUCCCCUACCCACACACACCCUUGAGGCGCUGGGCGGCGCUGCCAGGCGCGCAAGAAGCAUGUGGAGGCCCAGGCUGGGAGAGCUGGCGCAGGCAGUAGUACCGCGGAGGCCCUGUCGAGCCGAACUGCGUACCCUGCAGCUGCUGGCGCUCAGGCCGAGGAAGGUUGGGCUCUGCAGCCUCCCGGCCCGGUUGGGGCCCCUGGUUCUGGAAGCAGGGGCUGGAACUGUGACUUCUUGGUCUCCGGGACAGUUGAGUUCUCAGUUCCAAGGUUUCAAAGGCCAGAUUCCAAAGAUCAAAAAGCAGAGUGUUCAUCUGAUGAAUUUGAGGAAAACAGGAACAUUGGGUGACAAAAACUCACUAGAUGAAACCACUUAUGAAAAACUUGCUGAAGAAACAUUGGACUCCUUAGCAUAUUUCUUUGAAGAUCUUGGAGACAAGCCUUACACAUCCAAGGAAUACGAUGUUUCAUUCGGGAGUGGUGUUCUAACAGUAAAGCUGGGUGGAGACCUGGGAACCUAUGUGAUCAACAAACAGACUCCCAACAGGCAGAUCUGGUUGUCUUCUCCAUCCAGUGGUCCCAAACGCUAUGACUGGACAGGGAAGAACUGGGUGUAUGCUCAUGAUGGAAUGUCCCUCCACGAACUGCUGGAAAUGGAGUUUUCUAAAGCCUUGAAAACUCAAUUAGACAUGUCUUCCCUGGUCUAUUCUGGAAAAGACACUUGACAAAAAUCUAAUUUUUAAAGAUGCUGAAAGCUGUUAACAAAAAGUACCUCUCCUCCACAAAUGAAUUUUUUUUGUCCUCUUAUAUCCCACUUCCCCUCCCCCCCCAAUUUAGCUUCAUUUUAUAUGAUAGUUAUGUGAUAAGAACCUAUAUUUUUGACUGUGAAUUUCUUGAAAUUGUUUGGUUCUAUUUCUGUAUUGUAACUCAUUUUCAUAAACUUAUAGCAAAGAAGAACUAUAAUUUUUUUUUGUUUGGUUGGGUUUUUUGGUUUGUUUUUACUGAGGCAAUUGGAGUUAAGUGACUUGCCCAGGAUCACACAGCUAGCAAGUAUUAAGUGUCUGAGGCCAGAUUUGAACUCAAGUCCUCCUGACUUCAGAGCUGGUGCGCUAUCCACUGAGCCACCUAGCUGCACCUUUGUUUGUUUUUUAAAAGUAAAAACUCCAAGAAAAGAUGAAUUGGUUUCACUCUAGUUACUAUGAAGAAUGCCCUAUAAAAAUAACAAAGUAAUAAACAGAUUGUCAGCCCCACCAGGCUAUCAAAAUGCGACUCCUUACUGAAUAGAACAUAAAGGUUCCCACACUCAAAAAAGUAAUAAAACAGUACUUGUGAAAUUCUUUAAUGUUUCACCAUCAAAGACAGAGGGGAAUUUCCCAACAAACGAUAACUCUUUUGGUUCCAGUGAAGGCCAUGUGCUCUCGAGGUUAGAGGAGAGAUAGCUAGAUAGCCUAUUAUUCUUUGCCCCUAAUAAGGAGAUCAAAAAAUGUCAGUAAUGACUUCAGGGGUAAUUGUAUAAUAAAGAUAUUGUUAUUUUGGUAUGUUAUAUUACCCACAUAUUGGGAAUUUUAAUUGAAUUCCUGUUGCUGAAUUCUGAUCUUUACAGAAAUUAUUUAUUCUUAAAAACACACACAGAGUCCCUUUUUAUACUAAAUUGGUAAGAGAAGACUCCCUAUCUUUGCUGGUACCAUGCUUAAGUUUGGGGCAAAUAAAAUGUUUUUAAGUGUUGUUUGUACUAAAUAGAUGUUCCAUUAUAGAAGGAAAAUCUUUUUUUUUUUUUAAUUAAAGCUUUUUAUUUACAAAACAUAUGCAUGGAUAAUUUUUCAACAUUGACCCUUGCAAAACCUUCUGUUCCAAAUUUUCCCCUUCUCCCCCCCACCCCCUUCCCUAGAAGGCAGGUAGUCCAAUACAUUAAAUAUGUUAAAAUAUAUGUUAAAUCCAAUAUAUGUAUACAUAUUUAUACAGUUAUCUUGCCGCACAAGAAAAAUCGGAUCAAGAAGGAAGGAAAAAAAAAACUGCAAAAGAAAACAAAAUUAAAGCAAACAACAGAGAGAAUGAGAAUGCUAUGUUGUGGUCCAUACUCUGUUCCCAUUGUCCUCUCUCUGGGUAUAGAUGGUUCUCUUCAUCACUGAGCAAGUGGAACUGAUUUGAAUCAUCUCAUUGUUGAAGAGAGCCAAAUCCAUCAGAAUUGAUCAUCAUAUAGUCUUCUUGUUGCCAUGUAUAAUGAUCUGGUUCUUCUCAUUUCACUUAGCAUCAGUUCAUGUAAGUCUCUCUAGGCCUCUCUGAAAUCAUCCUGCUGGUUCUUUCUUACAGAACAAUAAUAUUCCAUAACAUUCAUAUACCAUAAUUUAGUCAGCCAUUCUCCAUUUGAUGGGCAUCCAUUCAGUUUCCAGUUUCUUAGAAGGAAAAUCCUAAAACAAAAGAAAUAGUACUUCGACUGGGUUGGAAAUUUUGUCUAAGUUGUUCCUCAGGUAAUUUUCUUUUAUUAUUGUUGGUUGUAGUUAAACAUUUUAAGUCAGUGCCAAUGAAUUAAUUAAUAAAAAAUUUGGGUGUUUUUUUUUUCCUUCUGUUCAAUUUAAUAACAACUUAAUUUAGUUUGAAGUCAGCUGUCCAGCAAUCUCACCUACAGAGAACAAAAAACAACCUCUCCAGAAAUAGAAUAGACUGUCUCUCAAGCCCUCUUUCUGACCUUUAUUCUUAUUUUACACAUUAGACUUUUCAAGCAGUGAAAGCUUGAUGGCAAAAAUAAGACAACAAAUCUAUAAAAAGCAGACACAACUUUUUAAAAAGUCAAUAAUGUGGAGUCACUUAGUAUAGGGACAAGCAACCUUGUUGCUUCAUCAAUAAGUCUUCAAUCAUCACUCUCUUAUAGCAGAAUGAUUAUGGAUGUUCAUAGUGUUGACCUGACCUCCAUCAUCAAGAAACCAUCAUUUUAAAAAUAAAUGCUUUUAUCUAAAUUUCUUGAAAUAAGUAUUUUGGUCUGUAAAGAACAGUUUGAGACAGCUAAGUGACAUGGUAGAUAGAGUGCCAAGCCUAAAGUCUGAAAGACUCAUCUUCCUGAAUUCAAAUCCACUGACAUUUACUAGCUGUGUGACCCUAGGCAAGCCAUGUUUGCCUCCAUUUCCUCAUCUUUGGCGCAUUUAAGCUGAAGAAGAAAAUGGCAAACCUUUUCAGUAUCUCUGCCAAGAAAACCCCAAAUGGAGUCAUGAAGAAAUUAGGCAUGACUGAAAUAUUUUUUCUUUGUAUGUGUGUGUGUGUGUGUAUCAUAACUUUUGCACUUGUUCUUUUUUGAGUAUUAUGCAAUUUAAUAUGUGCUAUGAAAGAAUAGGAACACAAAAGGGGCAAGAAUAUAAUAAAGAUCUUUUUACAUCCA